Messenger RNA from Chelonus insularis, 2571 nucleotides. RefSeq lists its product as uncharacterized. The record is from RefSeq and is a predicted model, not a curated record. NCBI's taxonomy places the organism in Eukaryota, Metazoa, Arthropoda, Insecta, Hymenoptera, Braconidae. The transcript has 5 exons. Bases 573 to 1574 code for a protein of 333 amino acids.
AAACAAUCGCCAUUCAUCCACAGCCAGUGUGUCGCAACAUUUUCGUGUUCUCUCCAACUUAGUCUUGAGUUACAGGCCAUUCCACCCUUGACAAGAUAUUGCUAAUCGAGACAGAAUAUGAGCUCCGUAAUAAGGAAAAAUAAGAUCAGCAAAAGUAAAGAAACUGAUGGUAAAAUGAUGUCUAAAGUAAUCUGUUAACGACAGUCUGAUCAUCGUAAAGUAUAUUGAUCUAAAUAAAAUCUACUAAAAGUAUCUCUAUUCAAAAUGGAAUUAUACUUACCUAAUGCUGCAAUAAUCGAAGACGUCAUCAGAUCCAAUUAGUCUUUUGUUGGACAAAAGAUAAGAUUUCAUCUUGAUUGUUAUACUAUCUGUGGUCUAUUGAUUUUGUGCAACCUGUGAAGGAUUAAAAUUUUGUUUAUAAUAUCAAGUUAAAGUGACAUUAAGUUAUUUAUUUUACAUGACUUAAGUGAGAAAUGAUUAUCAAGUAAAGUUGGUUUGAUAGUAUUAUCAUAAGAAUAUUUAUAAAGAUAAUAAUAAUAAACAAAGAAGGAAAGACAAUUAAAUAAAAAGAAAUGUCAGAAGCAGAAGCUAAACCAGCAUCACCAGUACCUUCGGCAGGCUGCACUCUAGUCACCCAACCUCCUGUUGGUCGAAUGCUUCGAUCGCCAAGUCAUGAAAGUGUCACAACAGAUUUAUCUCUAUUCACUGUGUCAUCGAUAGCAAGUGAUACGAAAAGUAAUAAUCGCCAGCCCUUUAAAUCUUUUAGUGAUGCUCAGCUGGCCAUUCGUGAACCGUCACCAAAUCCAGAUACUCGUAUUAAUCAGGGCCAAAGGCCUGCCGACAUUCCAGAGAGCCUGUGGUUUGAAGACGAAACGGAACUCAUCCGUAGUUGUGGUGCUCUCUCAUCAGCCCUUGGUCUUCAGAAAAGCUUUAGCACAAGCGACGUAUUCCAAUUAUCUAGUCCGGAAGCCUCAUUUCCGCAGACAGUCCGAUCUGCAGUCUCUGUGCUGGCUUUAGAUUCAGCUGAUCGCCAUGGUUUACUUUUGGAGCAAACAAGACUUGAUCACGCUUCUAGAACAUGUAGCACCUGGGUUGCGGUUGGUGAUAUUGCAAGCACAUCACAAUUGCCUAGUCCUCAUGGAGGAACCACACAUCAAACACCUUCUUCUGCCGAUCUUGUGCGGUCUGUCAACAAAAAAAUUCGUCAAAAUUACAUUCAACGCAGGUUGCUAACAACUUACCGAGCUCUAGAAAGGCUUUCGCAAAGUGAGUUUAACUUGGAUAGACUUGAAGCAGCAGCCUCCGCAGCUCAAACAACGCCUGGAGCUACGCUUGUAGUACCUGGAACAGUACCAAACAUAGCUGGACCAUCAAUAGUUGGUCAUAAGGCGAAAGAUCAUUUGCUUACAGUUCGAGAUGUUGAACGUGAACGUGGUAAACAAUUGACCAAGUAUGAAAGAAAUAUGAUGAUAUUUAAUUGGUUGCACAAUGUUGAUGAUGAACCUGAUGAAAGUCUUCAGGCGGAAAUGAGCGGACCUUGUUUAAAAGUUUCAAUUGAAACAGAUUCAACUUAAUAAAUGGAAGAAAAUUGUUCUAACUAUAAUAAUCAUAUAGAAAUCAAUUUAUUUUUAUUCAAAAAUUGAAUUUUAACGAGUCAGUUGCUUUAGAAAAAGGCAAUUUAAUUUAUUAUUUUUAUUACGUAACUCCAAUUGAAUUUGAUUGAAUCAAAAAUUUUAGCUACGAGAUCAAAUCAUCAAUGAAUAAUUAGAAUGAAAUUAUUUGAUGAUUGAUUUAUAGAUUCAAUAGCUGUUAGUGGCACUUAUGAUUUGUAAUAGACAUUCUAUUAAUAUUGAUUCCUUUUGACUCACGAGUCAUGAACUUCUAUUUUUACUGCAUUAUCUGAUCUGUAUGCUCAGAUAUAUCAUUCCAUCGAUGCUUGUGAUGUUUCUUGAGGGCAAAACAUGAUAUAAAUAUAAAUUUACGUUCACUUUCAAUUGUCAAUUAGAGCUGGUUCUCUUCAUAGUAUCGACAAUAACUGCAAGGUCAUAAAUUGAAUUUAUUUUUCAUAAUAAAACUACUAGUUAUUUGAUUGUGUUACAUACCUUUUUACACUAUAAUUUACAGGAUGUUCAAAUUGAAAUUUUAUUUAACAUAAUUCAAUAUGAGUUAAUUAUAUGUUUAAUGAAUUCACUAAACAUGCUGAACAGUUGUAGAUUAUUUCAAUGAUAAAAUAAUUUAUGGAUUAAGUAACUAAACAAAAUGAAGAAAUAAACUAAAAAUAUAAAAGGAUGGAAAAUAAGCAGUGGUUUUCGAUUAAGUGUUAAUGGAAUUAAAAACAUAACCGGUUUUAAGUGUCUAGUUUCCAAUGCUAUUUUUUUAUGCUUUAUCCACUUUUUUUUGGCUUCUGUAUGCCAUAACAAAAUAAAAAAAAACCCCAACAAAAGAUCCGUCCCAUUGUGUAUAAUGUACUUCCAGAUAGCCCUAACUUCGCUGAACAUAUCUCUCUUUGAAUUACUCUAUUGAGUUGAUGCAAAAAUGCUUGCAUUACUCAAACAUUUCUGUGAUUAAAUU